CGCAUGGCCGCAUGGUGGCUUUCGACCAUGCUUUCGACUUUUGAGCGCUGCGUGGCUGCGUGGUAUAAUGUAAUGUUUUCGGUGCACGUGUCCUUAUCUGAACUUUACUGACUUCGCGGACCAUAGUGUUAACAACAUUUUGAUCUCCCAAACAUGAAGAAGAGAUUAUUUGUAGGAAAUCUGGCCAGUGAUGUACGCGAAGAAGAGCUACGAGAAAAAUUUGGGAAGUUUGGACAUGUGGAAAAUGUGGAACUACGCACGAAGAAGGAUGAAAUGGGCAUGCCCUUUCGAACUUUCGCCUAUCUUGAUGUCGGUCUCACGCAGGAGAAGCUGGUCAACUGCAUCAAAACUUACCAUAACACAGUAUGGAAGGGCAACAGCAUAGUUGUCCAAGUGGCGAAGGAAAGCUACAUAGAGAAGAUACGACGUGAAGCCGACCGCUUAAACCGGAGCGAAAGUAACCGGAAUGACGAAAGGGAAAUCAACAACCAUGUAUGGAACAAAGACCCAAGCACACCUCGCAUCAAAAUUGAAAAGACUGAAGAUGACAACAUAGGGCAUGGAGGCAGGCCAGGUGCAAGUUCUGUUAGCAGUGCUAAUAUAGUAUACACUGCGAAGAAGAAGGUCGAGACAUCACCAGAUGAGUUCUGCCAACAGAAGUCCUUCUUGUUCGACAACUUACAGGAUGAAGAGCCACAAAGCUUCGGGGAACAUUAUCCAUACCCCAGGGCAACAACUUCCAGCUUCCGUCCUCACAAAUCGUGGGAGGCACCCGUGAAUGGGGAGAGAGCUCCAAGGAGUCAGAACUGGUCUGGUGACAACUUUAAAAAAAAUGAGGUGGAGGAAGACCAUCUGGCAAAAAAGAGACCCUACGUGGAUGUGAAGAGAAAACGAGAGCUCGACAAUGAAAAACGACUUCAAUCAUUAAAGGCCAAAGCAGCACAAAGUAAAAUGCAACACAGGGCAUUGAAGACCGCAUUUUCGUCUCUGGACAGUGGAGUAUCACAGGGCAACAAAAAGAUCGUGUUUCGCGACAGUGAUGAUGAUGAUGAUUGUGACAACAAUGAUGAAUGCAACACAAGUAAAGCAGCUGUUGUGCCACGUGCUGGAAAAAGACAUAAUCUGUUUGAUGAAAAUGAUGAUGAGGGUGAUGAAUACAUCUCAACACAUGCUGAGGAUGACUUUCGUGUCAGGCCCCAGUUUCAAGGGAAGAAAGGGCAGAGAGUGUGGGAGCUUCAGUCUAGGAUUGGCAUGGAUGAAAGAUUCCGCCUCAAUGAGCAAUUUGUAGAAAGUGAUAAUGAUAAUGAAGGUGCACAUCUAGAGGAGGAUACGAAUGUUGAGAAUACUGAUGAGAGAACAAGAAACCUGAAAGUUCUUCAAGACAUCAUUGGUGGAAGUGUUGUAAAAGAUGAUCAACCAGUUCACAAGAAACCUAUUUUCAAGGACACAAACAAGUUCAGGUUUGAUCCAACAAAAGAAGAUGCAUCUAAAUUUGAAGUUAGGAAGGAAGCUGGAGCUGUUGCUUCAAAGAAGAAGAAAAACAAGGACCCUGCUCCACCUGAGCCAGUUCCUGAAGUUUCAAAGGAGCAGUUCUAUGAAGUGAGCACCUCUCUCAGGGAUGCUCUAGGAAACAAAAAGAAAGAGGAAGGCAGACAAUUCAGCUUUUCACAAAUGUUCCACCACGGAGACAGUGAUGACAGUGGUGCAGACCCAUUCUUCGAAAGUGACUCUGACAAUGAUGCCAGCCGGAAAAAGCAACGGGGUAAAGUAGAGCAGAAGAGUAAAAACAAGUUGAAGGGUCAAGCUUUUGAAAGGAACCCAUUUAAGCAUGACUCCUCCGAUGAAGAGCCACAUGAAGAUUCUGUAGAGCAUGCUGAGAUUAAAGACGAAAGUGCUGCUGAGUGUGAUGGACGCUUCUUAGUGAGGGUGGACCGGCCAAGGUUCUUCUUUGUUCCAGGAGAUCAUAGGCUUCUUGAAGGAGUGCAGUUUUUUAAGCGCCAUGAUGACAACGAGGCAAUUGUACGGAAAUGGGAAGCUAUGAGGGAGAAAGUGUUUCCUGAAAUGAUGUCAAAGAGGAAAGUAGCAAGGAGAGCAGCAGAGAGAAAAUAUGGGAAGAAGGGAGUCUGGAAAAUUGCAACGCAAAAAUGAAACCGAUUUCUACAUAAUGCUGUAUAUAAUUUUAAAUUACACCGUGAAAAUAAAAUGCCACUUUUUAUUGAU
Molecule: messenger RNA, 2220 nt
Organism: Ornithodoros turicata
Lineage: Eukaryota; Metazoa; Arthropoda; Arachnida; Ixodida; Argasidae
Product: nucleolar protein 8-like
Exons: 15
Coding region: 154-2148 (664 amino acids)
Molecular function (GO): RNA binding
Source: RefSeq, a predicted model, not a curated record